This is a messenger RNA of Podarcis raffonei (Aeolian wall lizard), 1793 nucleotides long. RefSeq names its product CCN family member 1-like. Gene Ontology annotation, cellular component: extracellular region. The transcript has 5 exons. Gene Ontology annotation, biological process: signal transduction. Gene Ontology annotation, molecular function: protein binding. The record is from RefSeq and is a predicted model, not a curated record. NCBI's taxonomy places the organism in Eukaryota, Metazoa, Chordata, Lepidosauria, Squamata, Lacertidae. Bases 225 to 1334 code for a protein of 369 amino acids.
UAGUUGCUUUGUAGGUACUGAAAGUUGCGCAAAAAGGGGUGUGCGGAGAGCUUACAGAGCCGAAGGAUCCUGGGGACAAUUUUGCAGCUGCUCUGCGAUCCACUGGCUGUCUCCUCCGGAUCGCCCGAGAGUUAGUUUUUCGAGUCGUUUUAUUUUAUUUUAUUUUAUUUCAUCUCCUUUGGUAUUUGUGCUCCUUUUCCGGCGUCUCCUCCCACCCGACAGCAAUGAGGCAGGCUGUCCUGUUUAGCGCUGCUUUCCUGCUGUGUAUCUCCCUGGUGGCCUCCCGCUGCCCUGCCACGUGCCGAUGCCCCCCCGGCGGCCCGCCUCGCUGCCCCCCCGGAAUCAGCUUGGUGCUGGACGACUGCGGCUGCUGCCAAGUGUGCGCCCGGCAGCUCAACGAGGACUGCGACCAGCUCUCGCCCUGCGAUCCCCACAAGGGCCUGGAGUGCAAUUUUGGGGCCGACCCCUUGGCGAAUCGGGGCAUCUGUUGGGCAAAGCAAGAAGGCCGGACCUGCGAAUACAACGGCCGCAUCUACCAGAACGGGGAGAAUUUCCAGCCCAGCUGUAAACACCAGUGCACUUGCAUCGACGGGGCUGUGGGUUGCCAGCCGCUCUGCCCGCUAGAGCUGCCCCUGGCCUCCCUGGGCUGCCCCAGCCCCAAACUCCUGAAGGUGCCCGGCCAGUGCUGCAAGAAGUUUGUGUGCAGCAAAGGACCCAAGAAGUACGGAGGGGUCACCUUUGAGUACAACGCCAAUGGUGACUCCAGUGACAACGAGCUCAUCUACGUGGGCAAAGGCGGACACUGGAAAAACCUACCAGCAUGGAGGCCAUUCUUCCAAAGCCACAUGGCAAAGCAACAGCACAAGUGCUUGGCUCAGACUACGGACUGGUCACCAUGCUCCAAGAGCUGCGGCUUCGGCAUCUCCACCCGCGUCACCAGCGACAACCCAAAGUGCAAACUGAUCAAAGAGACCCGGCUGUGUCAGAUCAGGCCUUGCGGGAAACCUGAUUUUUCCAAACUAAAGAAGGGCAAGAAGUGCUUGCGGACACACAAAGUGCGUGAGCCGGUGAGGUUUAGCUACGCCGCCUGCAAGAGCCCACGCCGUUACCAGCCCAGCUACUGCGGGUCCUGCUUGGAUGGCCGCUGCUGUGUCCCUCUGCGCACUCGCACCCUGAGCGUGCCCUUCCAUUGCCCGGAUGGGAGCUCCUUCUCCAAGAACGUCAUGAUGAUCCACACUUGCCAGUGCGGCCCGGCUCAUUGCCCGCUCCUCAGCGAACCUGCCAUGGGGCCCCGGUACCAGCUCAAUGGGGACAUUCACAAAUUCCUGGAGUGAUGGAGCCCGCUACCCUUGGGAACCGAGUCGACCCAUCUCCAGUGACUCUGGAUCACCCCUAUGGACUUGAGGCCCCUCUGCAUGAUGUCAGGAGAAAACAGAACAUCCUAAACCUGCCCUGCUUCCAUGAAUGCAAAUGCGACUAAAAUUAGGAAAGGCAACAUGGAUUUUGGAGGUGCACUAGUUCCUCAGUAUAUGGGCUGAUUACAUUGUGCCGUGCCUGGGAGUCUGGAGAUCUAGCGAUUUGAGGAAUGGAUCUCAUGUCGCUGGGUUCAAUCUCUCCAUUCAGCCCAGCCAGGCUCAGGCUGGAACUGGGCCUUAGGCAACCAAAUGGGAGAGUCAAACAAGGAGAUCUCCCCAUUGCAGCUACCUUUAGGGCUCCACAGUCCAUGAUUUGGUCACAGUGCUGGAAGGAAGGAGGAAGCACAGCCCUUGCGCACUAGGGAUAGCUGUAAAUUC